Messenger RNA from Rhinichthys klamathensis goyatoka, 886 nucleotides. RefSeq lists its product as uncharacterized. Bases 80 to 754 code for a protein of 224 amino acids. Gene Ontology annotation, biological process: regulation of apoptotic process. The record is from RefSeq and is a predicted model, not a curated record. The transcript has 5 exons. Lineage: Eukaryota; Metazoa; Chordata; Actinopteri; Cypriniformes; Leuciscidae.
GCAGCUGCAGUUUCGUUUUCACAUGACUUCAGAACCACUUUUCUUUGUUAUAUUUGGCAUUAUUUUUGUUUACUAAUAGAUGGACAGCACGGUUGUUAUAUUCUCUGAUCAACAAUUACGGCAAUAUUUGGGCUUCCUCAGUAAGUGUAUGACUGGGAUUUUAGUUCAAAGGAUGUCCAACUGCUUGUACCGAUCCCGCACAAUCACGGCAUAUGAAUCGCAGGUUAUCACAUCGCAGGCCACGGACAUGCAGAAAGCCUCCAAGAUGAUGCAGAUUGUCAUUAAAAAAGGUCAACAUGCAUGCAGCUCGUUCCUCAGAUGCCUCGGAAUUUAUGACCCGGCUUUGUAUGAGAAUGUUACAGGAUAUCCAGCACAAUUUGGUCAUGAGGACCAUCAACAGAUGGAGGAAAUUCCUUUCUCAGAAAAAAUGCAAUUUACACCUUGUAUUAUAAACAUACAAAACUCUUCCCUGACCAACUGCAUUAUUGGGAACCACAAUAGCCAAUGCAUUACCUGUGACCAGCAAUCUUUGCUUGCUCGGAAUGAUGCAAUCAAAGUGGAUGAAAUGGCUGCCACUCAGAGCAAUGAUGAACUGAUCCCAGAGCGGGAAACAAUAAGUGGCAACAGCAUUCACAUGGAGAGAUCCAACAUAGAGUAUGUUAUUUUAGGGGAUCACAACAGUAUGACAGUCACUGAGUGUUUGAACUCGGAGGUUGAGGAGGAUACAGAGCCUGAGCCUGAUGUGAUCGGUUAAAAGAUGUGAAAUAGUGGGCAAGAGGGAAGAUCCAGUUACUGUGUUGUGAUCUGGGGGGAGGGGGGCACAGUGAUCAAGAUGGCUGGCCCAGGCCCCCUCGUGCUGCAGUCGCUGGCAGUUUGUCAACUCAGG